CGCACCAAGUAGCCACGUCGCGCUUAGCUGGGUUCCAAGUGAGCUACUAGGUACGCAGUGACUAGCGGUCACGAGCGCGCGCCCAUGGCUUCCACGUCGACGAGCUUCGUGGCCAUGGCGCUCGUCAUGGCCGUCAUGCUCAGCACGUGCCAUGCCGCGCGCCUCCUCGCCGACGUUCCGGCCUUGCCCACACCGAUGCUGCCCCCCGUGCCCGUCGUCCCUACAGUCCCCGCCCUGCCAGGCGGCGUCGUUCCCACGGUGCCCACCGUGCCGAACGUCCCGACGGUUCCCACCGUGCCAGGCGUCCCGAAGGUGCCGACAGUUCCCACCGUGCCCGGCGUGCCGACGGUGCCCACCGUGCCAGGUGUGCCGACGGUUCCAGUACCUGGCGCCGCCCUGCCGACCAUCCCGGCGGUUCCCACCGUGCCAGGCGUGCCGACUGUGCCGGUACCUGGCGCCGUCGUGCCGACAGUGCCCACUGCGCCGAGCGUGCCGACGGUUCCCACGGUGCCAGGCGUUCCGACGUUGCCUAUGCCGUCCGUCCCCGGCGUGCCUACCUUGCCGCUGCCGCCUAUGCCGUCCAUCCCCGACCUGCCCAAGGUGCCACUGCCUCCGAUGCCGUCCGUCCCUGGCGUGCCCAAGGUGCCACUGCCGCCGGUGCCGUCUGUUCCCGGUGUGCCGGCCGUGCCAUAGUUCCUUGCACCUCCACCGUCGACGGACCAGACGUACGUACGUGCCCACAUGCACGAUUUACGAGUGUAAUAAAACUGUAACGUCCAACCACCAUAUGGUUACUUUAACUUGGUAGUAUUUGUUUGAGCAGCACUUGUGUCUACGUGUGCAAGUAAAAAAGAAGUACACCCGCUUGUGUACGUGUGUGGUA
Molecule: messenger RNA, 883 nt
Organism: Triticum dicoccoides
Lineage: Eukaryota; Viridiplantae; Streptophyta; Magnoliopsida; Poales; Poaceae
Product: protein PELPK1-like
Exons: 1
Coding region: 85-693 (202 amino acids)
Source: RefSeq, a predicted model, not a curated record